Messenger RNA from Cajanus cajan (pigeon pea), 1334 nucleotides. RefSeq lists its product as uncharacterized. NCBI's taxonomy places the organism in Eukaryota, Viridiplantae, Streptophyta, Magnoliopsida, Fabales, Fabaceae. Gene Ontology annotation, cellular component: membrane. Gene Ontology annotation, biological process: ceramide metabolic process. Gene Ontology annotation, molecular function: hydrolase activity, acting on carbon-nitrogen (but not peptide) bonds, in linear amides. The record is from RefSeq and is a predicted model, not a curated record.
GGAUUAAAAAUCAAAAUAGAUUAAUCAUCGUUAUGCGGAUGGCGCUAUUCACCACCGCCACACCGUCCACCGUCUCCUUCCUCCUACAUGAAUAUGAUGCCUUCUCAUCCACUCGCUUCUCUCUAACUCACUUUCUCUCUUCCCAUUCCCAUCUAAUCUCAAGCUGCAACACAAAUGAGAAAAUGCACUGUGCAAGCAUUGGUACUCGCGCUUGCUUGCAUCCUUCUACUCAUCCUCCUAACCCCAUCCAUUCCUCAGCCUCAGCGAUACCAUGAUUUCGCUGACAAGCGCCAAUUCUUCGGCAUUCCCAAUGCACUUAACGUGAUAUCAAAUUUCCCAUUCAUGGUUAUUGGUCUUAUUGGCCUUGUGCUUUGCCAUCGAGGGAACUAUUUCAACCUCAGUUUGCAAGGUGAAAAAUGGGGUUGGACAUGCUUUUAUGUUGGUGUGAUUUCAGUUACUUUUGGGUCUUCAUACUAUCAUCUUGACCCAGAGGAUGCAGGCCUUGUGUGGGAUAGGCUGCCGAUGAGUGUUGCUUUUGGUUCUCUGUUGGCAAUCCUCAUCAUUGAAAGGAUUGAUGCGAAGAAGGGAACGAUUUCAAUUGUACCUCUAAUUACAGCGGGCAUAAUGUGCAGUGUGUAUUGGAGAUUCUUUGGUGACAUCCGUUUAUAUCUUCUGGCCCAAGGUGCAUCAUGCAUUGCCAUACCUCUCAUGGCUGCUUUGUUGCCUCCAAUGUAUACGCAUUCAACAUAUUGGCUCUGGGCUUCAGGAUUUUAUCUUCUAGCUCUGCUGCAAGAGGCUGCCGAUAAAGCAAUUUAUAUGUUGACUUUUCAUAUUGUCAGCGGUCACACACUCAAGCAUUUGUCUGCUGCAAUGGUUCCUGUCAUCCUAACAGUCAUGCUUGCAAAGAGAAGUGUUUACUUGGGAAAGCUUUUACAUGCAAAGUCUACUUAACACGUAAAGCAUUUGCCAGACCAAGACCAAAGAAGGCAAUUGAUUUUCAUGUACAGGUUGUGGAAUCUCAGUAAUGCCAUCCUCCCCUCCCACUGAAGAAAAAAUAGAAAGGUUAAGCUGUUAAGGUAGUUUAAUGGUGUGUGGAGCACAAGUAGUUUGUUAAAUAUUUCAUGUUUAAACUUUAGUGCUUUAGUUGUACACUUGUACUAAAAAAGAAAAAGAAGGAAGGUGAAUGGGACAAUGACCCUAUUGUGAUACAGUAGCAUUCACCUUAACUAGCUUGUUUGUACAGUUCCUAUCUUUCAAUUUAUAGCAAGUAUUGAAACUUAAAAGAGUCAAUAGACCGAAUAGAUGAACAAUGGAAUCUUGACUCGUUCAGUCAC